Messenger RNA from Suncus etruscus (white-toothed pygmy shrew), 3072 nucleotides. RefSeq names its product sorbin and SH3 domain containing 3 (gene SORBS3). Lineage: Eukaryota; Metazoa; Chordata; Mammalia; Eulipotyphla; Soricidae. The coding region runs from base 295 to 2397 and encodes 700 amino acids. The record is from RefSeq and is a predicted model, not a curated record. Gene Ontology annotation, molecular function: protein binding. The transcript has 21 exons.
CCGUCCGGCCCGCAAUCGCGCUCCAAGGGAGAAGAACUCGCCAUCGCCCCAAGCCCUUCCACCCCCGCGGCCCCCCACUUCCUUCUUGCGCCCCAUCCUGAGUGUGUCCGGGCCGGGUCACGAGGACGGGACGCGCUGUCCCAGCUUCUGGGUGCCUCCCCUGCUCGAGGCCGUCGCCACUGCGCCUGGCUCCAGAGCGCGCGAUGUCCCCGCGCUCCGGGGCACCCCCAGGCCGCGCCACCUGCUCUUUGGGGAAGAGGAGACGUGGAGGAGCCUCCCAACUUUGACCCCAGCAUGCAAGACUCCCCCUGUAGCCUCCCGGCUGGCCUCAGUCUGGACGAUUUCAUUCCCCGCCACCUUCGGACCCGUGCAGUGCCCUCUCGGGGGACUCGGGUGCCUGUGAUACGGAAUGGGGGCUCCAACACCCUUAAUUUCCAGUUCCAUGACCCUGCGCCCAGGACUGUGUGCAAUGGGCACUAUCCACCAAGGAGAGACGCUCCCCGAUACUCAGAUGCUGCCUGGUAUCAAACCUGGCCAGGUCCCGGGAGUCGGCAACCAGGGAGCCAGAAAACUCCCACCCCCGAGCAUGCCCAGAAUUGGUCAGCCACAUGGACUAAGGACAGCAAACGUCAGGACAAGCGCUGGGUCAAGUACGAGGGAAUCGGGCCUGUGGACGAGAGUGGCAUGCCCAUCGCCCCCCGAUCUAGUGUUGACAGCCCUAGGGACUGGUACCGGAAAAUGUUCCAGCAGAUUCAUCGUAAAAUGCCAGACCUGCAGCUGGACUGGACUUUUGAGGAAGGACCCAAAGUGGCCUCCUCAGAUCCUGACCUCAGGCAUCAGUCUGCCUCUGCUAACCUCAGGCAUCCGGGACUUCAGCAAAAACCUGCCACCAGGCCAGGUCCAGCCUCCUCUUUGAGUAGAAAAAACUGGGACUCCUCUGAAGAGUUUCCUCAAAGCGUCUUCAAUUCGAAUCCCAGAAUAUCUUCAACUCUGCCCCGGACCUCAAACCAGGGGAGCAGAAGCCGAGAGAAAGCAGAUAGUGUGUGGACAGAGGACUCCUGGAACCAGUUCCUGCAAGAGCUGGAGACUGGGCAGCCCAAGAAACCUCUGGUGGAUGACCCUGUGGAGAAGCCCUCUCAACCCAUUGAGGUCCUGCUGGAGCAGGAGCUGGCCCAGCUGAGCGCCGAGCUGGACAAGGACCUGCGGGCCAUUGAGACCCGGCUGCCGUCCCCCAAGACUCACCCGAGCGCGCGGGCGCUGCGACACCCCGGCGGAACCCGGGAGCACCGGGAGCAUCGGGAGCACCGGGAGCCCCGGCCCUCCGCCCGCCCGUCUUCAGCCUGGAGCUCCAGCACCCCGAAUGCACUUUACCAGGGCCCCUCCCGGUCCCUGAGCCCCCACAGAAUGGCGGACGCAGGGAGCCCCUUCCUGGGCCGGAGGGACUUCGUCUACCCGUCCUCUGCCCGAGAUCCCGCGUCUGACCGAGGGGGCAGCCCGGCCAGAAAGGAGGAGAAGAAGAGGAGGGCCGCCAGGCUCAAGUUUGACUUCCAGGCACAGUCCCCUAAGGAGCUGACUCUGAAGAAGGGCGACAUCGUCUACAUCCACAAGGAGGUGGACAGGAACUGGCUGGAGGGGGAGCACCACGGCCGCCUGGGCAUCUUCCCCGCCAACUACGUGGAGGUGUUGCCUGCUGAUGAGAUCCCCAAGCCUAUCAGGCACCCCACCUACCAGGUGCUUGAAUAUGGAGAAGCUGUGGCCCAGUAUAACUUCAAGGGAGACCUAGACGUGGAGCUGUCCUUCCGCAAGGGCGAGCGCAUCUGCCUAACGCGGAGGGUGAAUGAGAACUGGUACGAGGGUCGAAUCUCGGGCACCAGCCGCCAGGGCAUCUUCCCUGCCAGCUACGUGCAGGUAUCCCGGGAACCCCGGCUCCGGCUGUGUGACGAGGGCCCUCAGCUCCCCGUGUCUUCCUGCCCCACCUCUGCCCGUCUGGCUCGCCACCCUGGCUCUCCCUCGGCACUGCACAGUCCAGCUGACCCUACAGAUUGGGGGGGCCGGACCUCUCCCCGACGCACCGGCUUCUCCUUUCCUCCACAUGGUUUCCGAACCCAAACCCAGGUCCCCCAGAGUCUCAGUACCCUGGCCUCAGCUCUGCCAGAUCCUGGAGGCUCUACCCGGUCCUUGGACCUAGGGGCCUCCCCGCCCAUCACCACUCAAAUACACUGGACCCCGUACCGGGCGAUGUACCAGUACAGGCCCCAGAACGAAGAUGAGCUGGAGCUGCGUGAGGGUGACCGGGUGGACGUCAUGCAGCAGUGCGACGAUGGCUGGUUUGUGGGUGUCUCCCGGAGGACCCAGAAGUUUGGGACGUUCCCUGGAAACUAUGUAGCCCCAGUAUGAGUGUUCUCCGAGGCAACUCUGAGCCCAACCAGGACGUGGUGGGGAGGAAUGAUCCCUCCUUCUACUUCUUCCCCAGGACCCGAGCUGCUGGCGUCUGCAUCUAACCCCAGCAGUGGGACUGAUUCCCACCCACCGCUCACAAGCAUUCCUCCGACAGCCCUUUUAUUCCUCCCCUACCCGGCGCCCCAAAUACAGAGGUCUGCUUUGAAGUGGGAAGAGUUUCCAGGCCUUAUUGAGACCAGACCCCUGAGUCCCCAGCCCCAUCCUAUCCAAGCGUUUCCUCUAAUGAGCCAGUCCCCCAACUACACCCCAUGGGGUUCCACUAACAAGAACCAGCUUCCUAACCUAACAGACCAAAGGCCGCCUCUGCCUUAAGGGCCCUCCUUCUAGUCAAUCUCCUCUUCCUCCUUGCCUGCCUGUUUCCGGCUGGGCCUGGGGGCGUAGUGGGGCACCGUGAACUCAGUGCCUUCUCAGCCUGGAGGACAUGGUAGAAGCCCCGCGUGCAUGAGCCUGAGACUGCUCCACCAGGCCUGAGCUGUUGGCUGUUCUGGAGUGCCCAGGAAGGAUUGGCCUCUCCCAGCUGUUCGCAGGAACCGCCCUCCCAGCUCCCCAGCUGACCCAAAGCCCCCAGAGUGACUCUGGAAGAGAUUAUCAAAUAAAUGCGGACACCAGGGA